UCCGACUUUCCAAUUUUCGUCUUUCUCAAACUCUUAUUUUAUCUCUCACCUCAAUCUCUUGCAAUAGUUUCCGUUUUUUACCUUCUCAAUCUCUAAUUUGUUGAGAAUCCAAAGAUCACUUCAAAUCCCAAUCAAAACAAAAAACAAAUGGCAGAAUCCAAGGAAUCCCACAUAGUAGAAAUCCCUGUAAAUCAAGAUGAUCUACAACUCAAAUCUGCAAUCAUAAUCCAACAACAUCCAAUGAUGGAAAUCUCUAAAUGCCCAGGUCAUCUUCUCCUUUUAAAACUAUGGCAAAGAGAAGAACAUCUUUUCGCCCGUCGAAUUUCCCUCAAUGAAUCAAAACUUGAUCAACUUCGCCGCGAAAUCUUUCAACUCUGUUGUUCUUUCUUUAUCUUUCACGCCUUCGUUUCCACACUCCUCUUCGCCUCGGCUUCUACCACCAUGGAAGCUCAAAUGGGUGUUUUUCGGUGUAAGAAAUGGUGGAUCCCAUCUAUCGUUGUGGGGUCCACUUCGACUGCCAUUGUUGUACUUGUUCAGGUGAAGCUAUGGAGGUAUUGGAAGGUAACAGAGAGGUUAAGAAGAGAAAAAAGCGAUAACAGAACACUUGGGAGAUCAAUUCAAGAACUGAGAAUGAAAGGGGCUGAUUUCGAUUUGUCAAAGGAACUGAAUAUUGAGAAUUAUAGCAAGAAGAUUAAGAAAAGUUCAAGUGUUGAGAUUAAAUGGAAACCUAAAAUAUGGUGUUCUAAUAACUUAGUUACUUUUUGCCUUGUUCUAUUUGCCGGUCUUGCAAUUCCUGCUCCUAAAUUAUUCCUCUGCUUCAUUUAAUAGAAUACAUGACAAUUUAAGCAGUAAUCAGCAGCAUUUUUUUUUUGAAUUUUAUUUUAAAUUAUUACAUGCUAUUUUUUUUUUAAUUUCUUGAUGAAAUCUAUAUAUUUUUUAUUUGUACAAAGAAGGCAAAUUCUUUAGUCUAUUUUGAGGAUAUGAAGUGGGAAAAUUUAGGGGUGCAAAUUAUAAAGUAAUGGCACCACUCCUUGUGGAAUAUAAUUACUUAAGAAAAUCAUCAU
Messenger RNA from Amaranthus tricolor (Joseph's coat), 1064 nucleotides. RefSeq lists its product as uncharacterized. The coding region runs from base 148 to 825 and encodes 225 amino acids. The transcript has a single exon. Lineage: Eukaryota; Viridiplantae; Streptophyta; Magnoliopsida; Caryophyllales; Amaranthaceae. The record is from RefSeq and is a predicted model, not a curated record.